AUGCUUGACCACUUCUUGCAUGAGAUUGUUGACUUGUUGUCUUCUAUCUCAAAAAUGUCGCUCAGGUUCUUUCUCCGUGUGAUAAUCCAGCUCGGCUUGACUGGUAUGAAAGUCGCAUGUUAUUCAUGUCGCAUGUUAUUCAGGUUGCACAUCUCACAAUUGUUUAGAAGAAAUGCAUAUCUUUAUCCAUAUCUACAUUUGCUUUUAGUCAUAGCAAAAAGGGACAAGGACGGCGACUUCAACAGCGAUAGGACGGAAGCCAGUAUGCCUGGACCAACAAGCCGGUGUUCUUUAUUCCCUUCUUUCAUUAUGUCGGGAGUGGAUAAUCAACUUUCGUUUUUCUUUUCUGUACCUUCUUAUUUAUGCAUCUUAGUUAGGAAGCUAACUUCGUUUCUUUGCAUCAUCAUGGAAUAUUUUUUGUAG
Messenger RNA from Triticum turgidum subsp. durum (durum wheat), 423 nucleotides. NCBI's taxonomy places the organism in Eukaryota, Viridiplantae, Streptophyta, Magnoliopsida, Poales, Poaceae. The record is from the annotation of a GenBank genome assembly.